AGGUCAGGACAUUAGACACAACAUGAGGUCAGUAUAGUAGGCACAACAUGAAGUUAUACAGUUUCUCCUGAUAAGUAAGUCCACUGUUCUCAGGAAUCAUCUAUAAAGAUAAACUGGUGCAGAAAAUCUCCCAACCUCAACCACCAUGCUACACUUGUAUUAUCUUCCUCUUUCUACAUUUCCCUUUUAUUAGGAGGAGGACAUCAUAAACAGUUAGUCGCAGAUUCAGAGCAGAGGCAGACACAGACACAGACAUAGACUCAGAGCAGAGACAGACACAGACUCAGAGCAGAGACAGACACAGACACAGACAUAGACUCAGAGCAGAGACAGACACAGACUCAGAGCAGAGACAUUCACAGACACAGAGCAGAGACAGACACAGACACAGACAUAGACUCAGAGCAGAGACAGACACAGACUCAGAGCAGAGAUAGACACAGACACAGAGCAGAGACAGACACAGACACAGAGCAGAGACAUACACAGACACAGAGCAGAGACACAGACAUAGACACAGACACAGACACAGACACAGACACAGACACAGACACAGACACAGACACAGACUCAGAGCAGAGACAGAUACAGACUCAGAGCAGAGACAUACACAGACACAGACUCAGAGCAGAGACAGAGACAGAUACAGACACAGACUCAGAGCAGAGACAGACACAGACAAAGGGGCAACGAUAGCACCAGAACCUGAGUACAGACAGAAAGCACAUUAAGUUAUUGGAGAUGUCUGAGGACAUCUAUGCUGUGCCAGAUAUGACAAAGAAGGUCAAGUUUAUUAACAGAGGUGAGAUGAAGGAGAGGAUUGUGGAUAUCUACGUCAGUGCAGACACCCUGAGAGACGGUGAGACCAGCACCAAGAGAGAAGAGACAGCAGACACUGCUCCUAAUAAUGGACCAGGAGACCAGCACUCAGUACAUGUUCAGUGGUGGAAGAGACCCUCUGGAGUUGCUGCAGUGUGUCUGGGGCUGCUGUGUGUUCUCCUACUGGCUGGGAUCAUAGGCCUGUCUGUCUACUACAGCAACGUCUCAAAGAACUCAUCUGCAGAGAGAGACCAGCUACAGAACAGUUACAACAACCUGACUAAAGAGAGAGACCAGCUACAGACUGAGAGAGAUGUUCUUAGCGGGAGGCUUACCAAUCUCAAGAAAACCUGUCCUGAAGGCUGGCAGAAGUUUGAAUCAAGUUGGUACUUCCUGUCUACUGAGACUAAAACCUGGAAGGAGAGCAGACAGGACUGUCUGGAGAGAGGAGCAGACCUGGUGAUUAUAAACAGUGAUAAGGAACAGCAAUUUCUCUUAAACCUCAAGAAGAGAGUCUGGAUUGGUCUGACUGACUCUGUUAAGGAGGGGACCUGGAAAUGGGUGGACGGCACCCCACUGAUCACAGGGUACUGGUAUGACCCACAGCCUGAUAAUGGUGGUGGCAAACCAGAAAAUGGUGAGGAGGACUGUGUCGAGAUACGCACAGAUCAAAGUCCUCUGAAGGCAUGGAAUGACUUGUCAUGUGCGGAGAAUCUUCACUGGAUUUGUGAGAAAGUGGUUUAACAUCACCAUGACAACAUACUGUAACACAUACAGCAGCCUUCAGUGCACAGAACGUCCUCCUUCAUUCUCUCUCUCUCUCUCUGUUUCUGUCUCUCUGUCUCUCUCUCUGUCUCUCUCUCUCUGUCUCUCUCUCUCUCUGUGUGUGUCUCUCUCUGCCUCUGUCUCUCUGUCUCUCUCUGUCUCUCUGUCUCUCUGUCUCUCUCUCUUUCUCUCUCUGUCUCUCUCUGUCUCUCUCUGUCUCUCUCUGUCUCUCUCUCUCUCUCUCUGUCUCUCUGUCUCUCUGUCUCUCUCUCUCUCUCUCUCUGUCUCUCUCUCUCUCUCUCUCUCUCUCUCUCUCUCUCUCUCAAACCCACACACACGUAUGUUUUAUUUGUUUGUAGUAUCAUAUUAAUAAAAGUCCUACUUAUUUCCUGA
Oncorhynchus keta (chum salmon) is the source of this 1977-nucleotide messenger RNA. RefSeq names its product CD209 antigen-like protein E. The transcript is spliced from 6 exons. NCBI's taxonomy places the organism in Eukaryota, Metazoa, Chordata, Actinopteri, Salmoniformes, Salmonidae. The record is from RefSeq and is a predicted model, not a curated record. Bases 742 to 1563 code for a protein of 273 amino acids.